Molecule: messenger RNA, 564 nt
Organism: Nannizzia gypsea CBS 118893
Lineage: Eukaryota; Fungi; Ascomycota; Eurotiomycetes; Onygenales; Arthrodermataceae
Product: RNAse P Rpr2/Rpp21 subunit domain-containing protein
Exons: 1
Coding region: 1-564 (187 amino acids)
Biological process (GO): tRNA processing
Cellular component (GO): nucleolar ribonuclease P complex
Source: RefSeq, a predicted model, not a curated record
AUGGCGAAGAAGGCCCAAAAGCCCCAGAAAGGCUCGGGAGGCCGGACACAGACCCAUCUCCAUGCAAGAGUGGCUUACCUAUGCAAGGCCGCCGACUACCUGCAGAGUGCUACGUCUCAUAAACCUGGCAAAGCUGACAACAAAAGCCAGGUAAUAUAUGAUACCACUUCCGUCCCCGAGCAAAAUAUUUCAAAGGAGACCCAGCAACUCGGAGUGAGCCAUGGAAAGGAUAUGUUUUCAUCUAUCUCGAGACAAUAUGGUAACCAGCUCCGCGCCGUGUCCCAAAAAUCUCAAAUAAGACUGGUCCGCGAGACAAAGCGAUCCAUAUGCAAAAGAUGUGAUUCAUUGUUGAGAUCAGGAGUGACGUGUUUAGACACGGUAGAGAACAAGAGUCGAGGGAGAAAGAAGCCAUGGGCUGACACUCGGGUCAUCACAUGUGGAUUCUGUGGCACACAAAAGCGUUUUCCCCAGGGUGUUCAAAAGAGUGUCAGACUCGCUGAUCGACGAAAACCUCACCUACCCAAAGAAACUGUGCCAUCACCACAAGAUAUGCAAUUAGGAUGA